This is a messenger RNA of Pogoniulus pusillus (Red-fronted tinkerbird), 7765 nucleotides long. RefSeq names its product zinc finger and BTB domain containing 10 (gene ZBTB10). The record is from RefSeq and is a predicted model, not a curated record. Bases 253 to 2751 code for a protein of 832 amino acids. Gene Ontology annotation, molecular function: RNA polymerase II cis-regulatory region sequence-specific DNA binding; DNA-binding transcription factor activity, RNA polymerase II-specific; protein binding. NCBI's taxonomy places the organism in Eukaryota, Metazoa, Chordata, Aves, Piciformes, Lybiidae. The transcript is spliced from 5 exons. Gene Ontology annotation, biological process: regulation of transcription by RNA polymerase II.
UGUUGGGACGGAAGCGCUGUCGAGCGGGAUCCAUUGUGGGGAGCCUGCGGGCGGUGAUCUAGGCCGGGGUUUGGGGGUGGGGGGGGAAGAGCGGCUCGACUUCGUUUGCUUUCAGCCGCCGCCCCCGCCCUUCCCGCACGGCAGCCGGCGCCUCUCUUCCCCCCCCCACCCCUUCCCGCGGGCAGAGCCCUCGGCCGGGUGGGGAGCGGCGGGCCAGGGGCGUGAGGAGGCGGCGGGCGAGGGGCGCCGGCCAUGUUCGCGGAGAUGAACCGGCGGACGCUGGCGUUUCGGGGCGGCGGCCUGGUCAGCGCCGCGGCGGCGACGGCGGCCGGCAGCGGAGCUGGCGGCGCGACCGAGGCCUGGGACCGGCAGGACCCUGAGCCGCUGAACGGGCGCGGAGCGGACGAGGAAGUGGAGCUGGAGGGGCUGGAAGCCGAGGAGCUGGAGACCGCCGCCGAGGAAAAGGAGCUGCUGCUGCCUCAGGACGCGGUCUCGCCCCCCACCGCCGGGCCCAUGUUUCCCGAGAGAAACCGCCGGACACUGGCCUUUCGGGGCGGUGGGGGGCUCCUCACCGCCCCCUCUGCCGCCAACAAUGGCUGCGAGGCCUCGGCCUGGCCGCGGAAGCACUUCAAUGGGCGGGGGGCGGACGAGGAGAUGGAGUUGGAGGGCGCGGAGAGCCUGGAGCCGGAGGGUCUCCUGGAGGGGAAGGAACUGGUCCAGGACGGCGGCUCCCUGAGUGACAGCAGCGACGACGAGGAGGACGGCGAAGGGGGCAGCCUGGGCGAUGGCAGCGGCGCGGAGGGCGGCAGCUGCAGCAGCAGCAGGCGGUCUGGGGGCGACGGAGGGGACGAGGCAGAGGGCAGCAGCGUGGGCGCGGGGGAGGGGGAGAGCAUCAGGCAUUUCCCGCUGGCCAGGCCCAAGUCGCUGCUGCAGAAACUGCACAUCUCCUUCCAGGGCUCCUGGCUCAAGGAGUUCCCAUGGCUCUACUAUUGCCAGGAGACUGGCCUCAUGUCCUGCGCUUGGUGCACAGCCGCCGCAGCCGCCGCCGCCCCUCCCGAGCUGAUCAUGUCCGGCGGGGCCCUGCCCGGGGGCCACGACGAGCUCUGCAAGGGCACCCGCAACUACAAGCGAGCCCUGCUGCUGCGGCACCAUCUCUCCGCCGAGCAUCGCCUCAACGAGCCUGUCAGCGCCGAGCAGGAGUCAGAGUUGCCGUCGGAACUGAAUAAUGAAGGAUACUGUGAUUUUAACAGCAGGCCAAAUGAGAACUCGUACUGCUAUCAGCUCCUGCAAGAGCUCAACGAGCAGAGGAAGAAAGGCAUUCUUUGUGACGUUAAUAUUGUGGUGAGCGGGAGGGUCUUCAGAGCUCACAAGAACAUCCUGGUUGCAGGCAGCCGCUUCUUUAAGACUCUCUAUUGCUUUACAAACAAAGAAAGCCGUAACCAAACCACUGUUACCUAUUUAGAUGUUGUUGCUGUUCAAGGUUUUUCUGUCAUCUUGGACUUCUUAUACUCUGGUAACCUCGUGCUUACGAGCCAAAAUGCCAUUGAAGUGAUGUCAGUGGCCAGCUACCUUCAGAUGACGGAGGUUGUCCAGUCCUGCCGCAACUUCAUUAAAGAUGCCUUAAACAUAAGUAUCAAAUCGGAAGCUCCAGAGACCGUUGUCGUGGAUUACAACAGAAGAUCUGUUAGUAGGGAUGGUUUGUCCCCGAGGGAUCAGAAAGUUGCCAGCUUCUGGGCAACACGAAACCUUACCAACUUGGCAAGCAGCAUCAAAACUGAGAAUGAUGGUUACUCGAUUGAUGAGGGCCAAAUGGAAAGCUACCAAAUGAAUGACUGCAGUUGGGUCCAGGACAGCUCACCUGAAAUGGCUGAAAAUGAAUCUCAAGGUGAAGGAAAAGUUUUUGUGUGGAAUGACAUGGGUGCGCAAGGACAAUCAGUUCAAGAACCUGGCAAAGCAAGAAGGAAAAACCAAACUGCCAAGAGGUUUAUUUAUAAUAUACCACCAAAUACUGAAGAGAACUCAGAAGAUUGCUCAGUGUUGCAGCCAUCAGUCCCAUAUCCAGAAGAGGAUUUGUCAUUUAUUAAGGAAGAAACAGGUUCUUCAAGUGACUUCAAGUAUGGACUGCUGCCAGGUACUUCAAAUGACUUCAAGUACGGGCUGCUGCCGGGUACUUCAAGUGACUUCAAGUACGGACUGCUGCCGGGUACUUCAAGUGACUUCAAGUACGGACUGCUGCCAGAGUCUUGGCCAAAAGAAGCUUGGGAAAAUGGUGAUUCCUCUGCUUUAAUCAUGAACAAGUUGAAGUGUCCACACUGUAACUAUGUAGCCAAAUACAGAAGAACACUAAAGAGACACUUGCUCAUUCACACAGGCGUGAGAUCUUUCAGUUGUGACAUCUGUGGGAAGCUGUUUACUCGAAGAGAGCAUGUAAAGAGACAUUCCUUGGUGCACAAAAAGGAUAAAAAGUACAAAUGCAUGGUGUGUAAGAAGAUCUUCAUGCUAGCAGCCAGUGUUGGAAUAAGACACGGAUCACGACGUUACGGAGUUUGUGUAGACUGUGCAGAUAAAUCUCAACCUGGAGGGCAAGAGGGAGCAGACCAGGUGCAGGACACAGAUUUCCCUCGGGAUGAAGAAUAUGAGGAAAAUGAAGUGGGAGAAGGAGACGAGGAGCUGGGUGAUGAUGUAGAAGAACAGAACGAUCAGUCUCGAUGGGACGAGUCCGGGGAGGUCUGCAUGCCUUUAGAUGACUGACAGAGCAUCUGACUUGAGGGUGCCGCAGACGGACGCUGCACAGGUGGACUGAUGUCCACUUGAGGACUGAAGGCUUGCAAAUAUGGUACAGGCUGGAUGGUAGUUACGUUGCUGUGAAACAUGUAGGGUCAAAGCCUUAUAGAAAAAAAAAAAAAACAAACAAAACAAAAAAAAAAAAAGAAAAAAGAAAAAAAGGAUUAUUAAUUUUUUAUGAUAUUUGCACAGGACUGUACAGCAUCCAACCAUUGGGUUGAAUUAUACAGAGUCCUCACAUCUACAGUCAGUUAUCAAAAGAAAAAUGUAUUUUUUAUUAUUUAUAGGCUAUAGCUACUCGGGUCCUAUUCAGACAUAGUAGUGACUGUACUUAUGUUACAUAUUCAUGAGUCUGUGGACGUGAAUGAAGAGAAUUGCUACUUGGUAUGGAAACACAAAGACAGCUUUCCCAAACCCACCUAUACUCGGUCAGUGAAGCGGUGAAGCUAAUUUGGGCUAGCAGCUCUUGUUCCCACAAGCAUGUCUUUGCCAUACAAACCUUACCUCUCCCUUACUCUCGAUAGGUGAAAGCCAAUCAUUUAAACAUACGUCAGAGAUAAGGCCAACACCCUGCUGAAAUGAGGCAUGCACACCAGUGUCUGCGUGCUUGCGGGUGGCGGAGGUGAUACGCACUGGAGAAGCUAAUGAUGGCAUUAAUUUAGUGGCUGUUCCUUGGCAGGUUUGAGUUCUCAAUAACAUGGGUAUUGCUUCAUCAGUUCCAAAAUGAUCUUGCCGAAGAAAUGACCAAUCAUAAAAAUAAGACUGAGCAGAGCAUGGGUAGCUCCUCUGCCUCUCAGUCAAGAGGGGCAGUCAUGCUAAAAGCUAUCCGAUAUGCUCCCUCCCUCCUCUAAGGCUCCCCUCCACUCAAACUUUGACUUCCCUGGUGUAUACCUCAGUCCCACAGAAUAAAAAAUACAAGCAGUGGAGGAAGUGUCAUAUUAAGCAGCUCGUUGGUUGGUAAUUUCUAACUCGUCUGGUUUCUGGCUAGUUGAUGUGGUGUGAAUUGGACACUAGGCUGUUGUGCCCAUCGUUCGUCAUUAAAAUGAACACAAACGACUUUUUUAUUCUUUUGUACUUUUAAUGGGUUGUUGCUAGUGUGUAAUAUAAACCAAUUACAUUUAACUUGAUGAAUUCAUUUCCUGGAUUUUUAUUUUUUGAACAAAAAAAAAGUCCAAAGCUAAAUAAUGGUCUCUGUUUACUUUUCAGGAUGAUGCUCCCUACAUUCUUUUAAACAAUUUCCUAGGAUGCGUUCAAACUUGAAUUUUUGUAGCCACGUGGAGUUCCUUUUUUGUUUUCCUGAGCUUGUAACAUUGUACCAAUGAUUUCAGACCUCUUUCCUAGGGAGGGGAGGGCAUUACACCUUCAUUCUGAGCUACUCUGUCUUGCCUAGCCUGAGGCAAAUGACUGCAGGCAAUCAUUGGCACAAUAUGUCUGAUGUACUACGAUGUCACCACCAGUAAAUAUGCAGAGCAUUCACCACGACACAUAGCUAGGCCAGUGUCACAGUACUGUAUAAAAUUGCAAACAAUGGAGGGUCACCAUAUUUUUCAGCUUUGUUUCAUUUUCAACUGAGUAUAUUUUUUUUUCCUAUUUUAUAUCAGGUAACUAAAUUAUGCUAAUUGUGUGGAUAACUAUGAACUCUUGAUGGACAGAAUCUUAAUGGUGCUCCCUCUGAUCACAGUUGGUAUGUAUUUAAGGAGACAAGCUUUGCUGUUGUCCCUUCAUCAGUAGAACAGUCACAUGCUGUUAAGGCACUGUUCUUACUGAUUGAAGCUGAGAUCAUUUUGAACUACAGUUACAUGGGAAUUAAAAUCCUUUUUGUAAUCAUCCACUUGUUUCCUUGCUAGUUUCCACAUCAUCGUAAACCUGAGAGGUGAUCAGGUUUUUAGGGGAGGCUGGAGUGCCCUUUGGGUUUGUUUUGGGGUUUUUGUUUUGGCUUUCUUUUUUUUUCUUACACUGAAGAAUCCAUCUUAUUGUUCUAAACUCAGAGUAACGUGUAAUUCUGGUGGGGUCCAAAGUAGAAAUUAGUUGGGCAAAGAUGAUAUGAAUGAAAAAGUAUUUUAAACGUUUAAAGUAAUGUUCUGCUUUGUGAAUAUGUAAGUAUAGCAUAAAGAUUUUUUUUUCCAUCCCAUUUAUCCCCUUUAAAGACCAUAGUUUACAAUUGGUAGAUCUGUCUCUAUAUAUAAAUAUAUAUAUAUCUCUGAAAUUCACCUAAAUCUGCUUUACUAGAAUACUGCUCACUUAAUGCUUAGAAACUGGACCUGGCUCUACAUUCUCAAUGUAUUUUCCUUUUGUUUGUUUGGGUUUUGGUUUUGGUUGGGGUUUUUUUGUUUGUUUGUUUGUUUUUUCCCUGAAGGUGUGAACUUAUUCUCUUGGAACUGAAUUUUCUUUUACUACUUAAAUCAUUUAUGUAUAUCUGGUAAAUUAUGACCAAAUUUGUUGUUAGACUGCAUACAGUAAAUUGAAAUAUACACUUGGUACACUACAGCAUUGUUGUGCUUUUGUUCUGGCUCUGUUUGGAAAAGCAAGCUUCCACAGCAAUCAGUGGUAUUUAGAAAUACUCAAUUCUUAUUUCCCUGGCCUUAAUAUUUUGUUGCAUUGUGACAAUCAUCAUUUCCUCAGUAACACUUCACUGCUGGCUUUUAGAAGCUGCAUGUAACUGCCCUCGGUUGGACUGGAGGGAGAGGGAUGUCUGGUUAAGUGAAGUAGCCCAGUGGUAGUCCCUUGUUCUUCUUGAUUCUCCAGCAUAAGAACUUUGGAUGCUCUCUACAGUCUGGAUUUUCUGACCUGUUUAUUAAAAAGUUAUGUGAUUAUAUAUUACUUUGAUUGGGAGCUCUAAAUGAAUAAAAGUAAAAUUCUUAAGAAUUACCUUAAAUAGGAGCUCAAGUUGCUUUGUUCUUACAGAAAGUAAGAGGAGAUUUCAGUUUGCACUAGAAAUCCUCUUGCCUUUAAGAAAUGCUGGAGCUGUGCUGUAGUAACGUGGCAGCAAAUUUUAGUUUCUUUGUGCUUGGAAUUUGUUGUGGGUUUUUUCCUCCCUUUUUAACAGAGGAAAGACCAAUGCCAUUAAACUGUCUUCCUUACAGAUUAAAAGUGGCCAAAACUGUCUUUUUGUCUUCUCAAAAAGAUGUGCUUAUUUGGGACAGUGCCCCAGCAGAGCAGUGUUAUGAAAAGAAUCCUGUGCACUUGAAAACAGAGUUCUGAUGUUAGGGUCCCGUCCCCCCACUGCCUUUUUGUGGGUUGGCUUUUGCUUUCUGAUCUCUUCAAGCAGUGGUGGUGAUAAACAGAACAAAAAUCAAUAAGUAAACUAACUGAUUAGAAGCUGCUGUGCAGGGGAGUGUGAUCUAAGGAAGACAGAGAAGGUAACACUCAUUUAUCUUACACCAGUGUUUCUACAGUCCCACAGCAAGCACUGCCAGCUGUGCUGCCAGAUGCACCUUGCAGGAAAAUGGCAUUUUUGUCAGUUGUGGUGAGACUGUUGCUAGCUAGGCAUGCCAACAAAUCUUCUAGUGAAGCUUGCUAAGGUGAGAACAGUUUUGAAAGCCAGAAAUGAAACUUGAUAGCCAGCACAACAAUGCACACUAGGAAGUGAGAGUUCCUAAGGGGUUACUGGUUCACCCCAGUAGCACAGAGUGUUACUUUCAGAGAGGUAUUUCUCUGCAGUGCAAAGGUUGGGGUAUUGCUCCAGGCCCCUUCCUUCUGCAAAGAAUUGGUGCUACUGGGUGAAGAAAAGCUUGGGGCCAGGACACUGAGAAUACCAUGUGGUAGGCUUCUAGUUGUGGGUCACAGCAGUAAUGCUGUUAGCAGGAGAUAUCUCCUGCCUGGCUUUAGGUUGGUAAGGCUUCUAAUAGGAUUUUCUUUUAAUUAGGCCAAUCUCUGUGGUUUGCCUGCUCCCAGUUUUGCUUCACUUGACUUUUCCUGCUCUUGUCACUCAGUAGCACGAGGCUCUCACCUUUUCUGAAGUACUGCUGUAGUCUGCUGAGUCCGCAGUCAGAAAUCACUCUGCAAGAGCUGCACCUCUUUGGCUGUCCCUCUGAACUGUGCUGUGUUUAAAUGACAUUGGACACUUAACAAGAAAAGAAAGCAAGGUAACUGAUACAACCACAGCCUGAAAAACUUGUGCCAAAAGACAGUGAGAAAGGACUGAGCUGAGCAUGGUGCGAUCAUGAAGAAGCUUUUGGAUAGGAGUUGUUACCAUGUCUGCUGUGCUCCUUGGGAUAUUGGCCAAUUUGCUGUUACUUCCCUCUAGCACAGCUUGGUAACAACCUUCUGAAAAAGCACCUUUGCAAAAAGCCCAGUUUUGAGUGUCUCCAGAAUGUGGUUCAGGCUCUGCAGAGGCAGCACCACUGAGUAGUUCUCUGUAGUGAUUCUACCCUAUACCCUUUUUUUAACAUCCCUCCUGACUGUAAUCUGUUACCCAUUUCUCAGUUGGUAAAUGUUUGCUCCUUAGAAAUAAGAUCUGCCUUUCUUUAACGUUUUAAUGGCACAUUACUGUGUUUCACUAAACAGUGUGGUAAAGGUUAAAUAUUGACACAGCAGAUAAAAGAAAAUAAAUUGGGUUUUAUAUAAUAUCCUUUAACAAACCUGUAAUGCAAGAAGUCUUUUGUAACAGAGAAAAUACAGGUUUGAGACCCAGGGGCACUGCCAAACAGAACCCUCUGAAAGGCUGAAGAAGCCACAUGCAAUUCACUGUGUGUUUUUAAAAGAGUCCUAUAUGAAAAAAAGGUGAAAAUGAACUCAAAACAUCCUGUGACUUGAAAAAUAAAAUUGGCUUAAGUGCUGUGUAUUUUACAUUAUUGCAGUCUGAAGCAAAUACUUAAAACAAGCUGUGGAUGGUUUUGCUGAAUUGAUUUGGAUGAGUCACUUCACAGACACAGGUAAUUUUCUCACAAACACUGGUAUGUAAACAAUUUCAUGACUUCUGAUACUAUGUGCACCUGUCUUUGACUUACCAUCCUGACAAUAAAUGUAAAAACAACAAUUA